GCCUCCACUCGGUGCUCACGGAAGUGGCAGGGGCCGCGUGGCUACCUCCUGGUGCCUUCCCUGUCUGACAGGGCCUCCCAGCCCCACUUGCUGCCCUGUCCGGCCAAGAACAGAAUCAGUGACCAGGAGACAGUGAGUGACCUCUCUGUGCCUCAGUUUCUUCAUCUAUGGGGAAACUGAAGCACAGAGCUGGACAGUGACUCAGACACCAGGCACUGAAUAGGAGCCUGCAGGGGUCUCCACAGAGGUCAUCACGAUGUCAUAUUUUGGAGAACAUUUUUGGGGUGAGAAAAACCAUGGCUUUGAGGUUCUGUAUCACAGCGUGAAGCAGGGACCCAUCUCAACCAAGGAGCUGGCAGACUUCAUCCGGGAGAGGGCCACCAUCGAGGAGACCUACUCAAAGGCGAUGGCGAAACUUUCCAAGCUGGCCAGCAAUGGGACCCCUGUGGGGACCUUCGCCCCGCUCUGGGAGGUCUUCCGUGUCUCUUCGGACAAGCUGGCCCUCUGCCACCUAGAGCUCACUCGGAAGCUACAGGACCUCAUCAAGGAUGUGCUGCGCUACAGUGAGGAGCAGCUCAAGAUGCACAAAAAGUGCAAAGAGGAAGCAGUGGGCACCACGGAUGCUGUGCAAGUCCUUGCGGGUGUCAGCCAGCUCCUGCCCAAGUCCCGCGAAAACUACCUGAGCCGCUGCAUGGACCAGGAGCGGCUGAGGAAGGAAAGCACCAGCCAGAAGGAGCUGGACAAGGCAGAGACCAAGACCAAGAAGGCAGCCGAGAGCCUGCGGCGCUUGGUGGAAAAGUACAACUCUGCCCGCGCGGACUUUGAGCAGAAGAUGCUGGACUCAGCUCUGCGCUUCCAAGCCAUGGAGGAGAGCCAUCUGCAGCACAUGAAGGCCCUGCUGGCCUCCUAUGCUCACUCGGUGGAGGACACCCAUGUGCAGAUUGGGCAGUCCAUCCAUCUGGCCCAGGUGCAUGAGGAGUUUAAACAGAAUAUAGAGAACGUCAGCGUGGAGAUGCUGCUGAGGAAAUUUGUAGAGAGCAAAGGCACAGGCCGGGAGAAGCCUGGGCCUUUGGACUUUGAGGCAUACAGUGCGGCUGCCCUGCAGGAAGCAAUGAAACGUUUGCGGGGAACCAAGGCCUUUCGCCUCCCGGGACUGAGCCGGCGGGAGCGGGAGCCACCUGCAGCUGUAGGUUCCCUGGAGCCUGAUUCAGUGACAUGUCCAGAGGUGGAUGAAGAAGGUUUCACUGUCCAACCUGAUGCGACCCAGAACAAUACAGCAGAGCCCUCCCGCUUCUCAUCCAGUGACUCUGACUUCGACGAUGAGGAGCCCCGCAAGUUCCAUGUGCACAUCAAGCCCGCCGCAGCCCGCGCCCCAGCCUACAGCCCCGAGGCGGCUGCCGCGCAGCUCAGAGCCACGGCUGGCAGCCUCAUCCUCCCUCCUGGCCCAGGGGGCACCAUGAAACGCCAUUCUUCACGGGAUGCUGCUAGUAAGCCACAGAGACCUCGAUCUGCCCCAAGGACCAGCAGCUGUACAGAGAAGCUGCAAUCCGAUGAGCAGGUGUCCAAGAACUUCUUUGGGCCGCCCCUAGAGUCUGCCUUUGACCACGAAGAUUUUACAGGCUCCAGCAGCUUCGGCUUCACCUCCAGCCCCUCGCCGUUCUCCUCCUCCUCGCCUGAGAACGUGGAGGACUCCGGGCUGGACUCGCCGUCCCACGCGGCACCCGGGCCCUCCCCGGAUUCCUGGGUCCCCCGUUCGGGCACCCCGCAGAGCCCACUUAGCUGUAGGGCGCCGCCCCCCGAGUCGAUAGGAACACGGCUCCUACCUCUGUCGGACUCAGCACAGCCCCUCGCCCCAUCCCCGGGCCCCUGGGGUCUGGAGGCCGUGGCUGGAGGAGACCUGAUGCCUGUAACUGCUGACCUCACAGCCAGGGAGGGCCUGGCAGCUCCACCCCGGAGACCCCGCUCCAGGAAGGUGUCCUGCCCCCUCACACGCAGCAAUGGAGAUCUGUCUCGUUCCCUGAGUCCUUCACCACUGGGGUCCUCGGCCCCCAGCACUAUCCUAGAACGGCCCAGCUUCUCAUCACAGACAGGACAUGGAGUCUCCCGGGGCCCAAGCCCUGUGGUCCUGGGCUCCCAGGAUGCCCUGCCUGUGGCCACUGCCUUCACCGAAUAUGUCCACGCCUACUUCCGCGGCCACAGCCCCAGCUGCCUGGCUCGAGUAACUGGGGAGCUGACCAUGACCUUCCCUGCUGGCAUUGUGCGCGUGUUCAGUGGGACCCCACCCCCGCCGGUCCUCAGCUUCCGCCUCUUGCACACGGCCCCCAUUGAGCACUUCCAGCCCAAUGCUGACCUGCUCUUCAGUGACCCCUCCCAGAGCGACCCUGAGACCAAAGACUUCUGGCUCAACAUGGCAGCGCUGACUGAGGCCCUGCAGCGUCAGGCAGAGCAGAAUCCAGCGGCCUCCUACUACAAUGUAGUGCUGUUACGAUACCAGUUCUCCCGCCCGGGGCCCCAGUCUGUGCCUCUGCAGCUAAGUGCCCACUGGCAGUGCGGGGAGACCCUUACUCAGGUCUCGGUGGAGUACAGCUACCGUACCGGUGCCACAGCCGUGCGCACACCACUCACCAAUGUCCAGAUCCUGCUGCCUAUGGGGGAGCCUGUGACCAACGUCCGCCUGCAGCCAGCGGCCACCUGGAACCUGGGAGAGAAGCGGCUCCUAUGGAAGCUUCCAGACGUGUCUGAGGCAGGGGGCUCUGGCCAUCUAUCUGCCAGCUGGGAGCCGUGCUCAGGGCCCAGCACACCCAGCCCAGUGGCUGCUCAGUUCACCAGUGAGGGAACCACUCUGUCAGGCGUGGACCUGGAGCUGGUGGGCAGUGGCUACCGCAUGUCAUUGGUAAAGCGGAGGUUCGCCACAGGAAUGUACCUGGUGAGCUGCUGAGUGUGCAGAGGCUGCCCAGCCCUGCUGGUCCUGGCUCUGCCCUGCGUCCUGGUGCUCACUGACUGCUCCCUGCCUUCCUGCCAGACUCUGGGUCCCACCCUGGCCUCCACCAAGGCCCCAGCUAUGUGGAGAGAAGACCCACACCCAGCCUGGCUGAGCCUGAGAUUCACUUCUGCUCACGCCAGCUCCCAUGCCAGUCCUUGGACUUUUAAUGUUCUUUAAAUAAACACUUUAUUUUCUAAUAAAAUAAAUAAUGAGCCUU
Molecule: messenger RNA, 3200 nt
Organism: Manis pentadactyla (Chinese pangolin)
Lineage: Eukaryota; Metazoa; Chordata; Mammalia; Pholidota; Manidae
Gene: FCHO1
Product: FCH and mu domain containing endocytic adaptor 1
Exons: 29
Coding region: 257-2938 (893 amino acids)
Biological process (GO): clathrin-dependent endocytosis; clathrin coat assembly
Cellular component (GO): plasma membrane; clathrin-coated vesicle; cytoplasm
Source: RefSeq, a predicted model, not a curated record